Messenger RNA from Xiphias gladius (swordfish), 2799 nucleotides. RefSeq names its product bmi1 polycomb ring finger oncogene 1a (gene bmi1a). The record is from RefSeq and is a predicted model, not a curated record. Gene Ontology annotation, molecular function: promoter-specific chromatin binding. Gene Ontology annotation, cellular component: PRC1 complex. The transcript is spliced from 10 exons. The coding region runs from base 485 to 1486 and encodes 333 amino acids. Lineage: Eukaryota; Metazoa; Chordata; Actinopteri; Istiophoriformes; Xiphiidae. Gene Ontology annotation, biological process: negative regulation of transcription by RNA polymerase II.
AGUGGUAGAAACAGCAUACACCGACAGUAAUUGCAAGGCACCCUUAAGCAACGAGACCACGUGACCAAAGCGGGGCGGUCGAACUACAAGCCAUUUUGGGGACGGUGUCAGUUUCCACUGAGCACACACACACUGCUGCAUUCUAUAGGUGGUGAGGCGAAUGUUUUGGAGGCAAAGUUAUCGGUGCCGAAGUGGGAACCUUUCCGAGCCGAAGCCGGGGCACUAGGUUCUUUUGACACCGCAUAUGGGAUACGCACACAGCGCAUAAGCAGCGAGGAAAAGAGGAGUUUUAUUCGCACAUCUGAAAUGCGCUCUGGUCCGCCGUGCGCUCUCCGCCACUGACAGCGUCUGCAGCCUGCUUCAAGAUGGCGGCUCGGCUCCUAUUCAUUUUCUGCUGAUCGCCUCCCAACUUUCAUUGUCUAUUCGCCUCAAGACCCACCGAUUCCCAGCGCAGCCUCCAGGAUUGUUUUCCCUCUCUCUCACCAUGCAUCGAACGACCCGGAUAAAGAUUACUGAGCUCAACCCUCACCUCAUGUGUGUUCUGUGUGGAGGAUAUUUCAUAGACGCAACCACCAUAAUCGAAUGUCUUCAUUCAUUCUGCAAGAUGUGCAUUGUGCGCUACCUGGAAACCAGCAAAUAUUGUCCUAUCUGUGAUGUACAAGUGCAUAAAACCAAGCCUCUGCUCAACAUUAGGUCUGACAAAACUCUGCAGGACAUUGUGUACAAGCUGGUCCCUGGCCUCUUCAAAAAUGAAAUGAAGAGGAGGAGAGACUUUUAUGCGGAGCACCCUGUAGAUGCUUCUAAUGGAUCAAAUGAGGAUCGUGGAGAGGUGGCAGACGAGGACAAGAGAAUUACUACUGAUGAUGAGAUCAUCAGCCUCUCUAUUGAGUUCUUUGAUCAGAGCAGGCUGGGAAGUGGAGUGGAGGAAAAGCAGUCUAAAGAUCAGGUGGCCAACAAGAGGUACCUGCAGUGUCCAGCAGCCAUGACAGUCAUGCAUCUGAGGAAGUUUCUGCGCAGCAAAAUGGACAUCCCAAAUACCUAUCAGGUCGAAGUCAUGUAUGAAGACGAACAUCUGAAAGAUUACUACACAUUAACGGAUAUAGCAUGUCUCUACACUUGGAGAAGGAAUGCCCCGUUGCCUCUGAAGUACCGAGUCCGACCCAACUGUAAGAAGAUGAAAGUUAGCCACGCACAGCAGGAAGGCCAGAACAGCGCGAGCAGAUCCGGCCCAGAGAGCGACUCGGCCAGCGACAAAGCCGCGAGUCCCACCGGGGCUCCGUCCACGUCCUCCUCACUGCCGAGCCCCGGCACGCCGGCUCAGUCCCCACACCCGCAGCUCCCGCACGGCCCCAAUAACGUCAACGGGACCCCAGCCGCUGCCCCUCCGACCCCCAGCCGGUCGUUCACCCAGUUCGGCAGCGGAAGCGGCGGGGGCAGCAAGCCCCGGAAGGUUUCUCUGAAUGGCUCGUCGACCUCCUCCGGAUGACGCGGGGCUCCGGACCGGACCGGACCAGCCAACGCCAGACACCCGCUCAGCUAAUACUGUUUUCAUGCCAAUGUAGUUCCAUUGUGUAGACAAUGUUAUCUCUCUUUCUCUCUCCAUUUGUUGUUAUAAAUAUUACGGCAUCAUAUGUAAGUUUAAACGUAGUGGAAUCAGAGACAUUUCAAAAUAAAAGGAAUGAGGAAGGUGGGUGGUGUGGGAAUUUUAAUGUGAAAGAAAGUUUUGAUGUUGAGGAAAAAAGAACGUUGGAAAGGAGAAGGGCAGGGCUUUACCCCAUUUUAAAACUAGGCUACAUCUUUAUUUUACUGAAGCAACUGAAGAUAGACUUUUAUAUUUUCUUUUACGUUUUUCAAAUUCAACGUGUUUAUCAUGAAUAUUUCAUGUGUGUUGGGAUAUUUUCAAACUGUCAGUUUAAACAUGCAUGCUCAUGAGAACACUUUUCUGUUAAGAAAGAGGAUUCCGCAUGUUUACCCUACAAGUCUCAUUUGGACGGGUUUUUGGAAGUGUUUCAGGUAUCAUUUUUGUUCCAAUGAAAGGAAAAUACAUUUGUAUAGCGCUGUUGGCUUCACGGAAAAAAUGCCUAUGGAGGAAAAAUCCACUUUACUUUGCCUUUUACUGGAAAAAUCAAACUUUCUUGUAGCUGCAGUGGAAUCGGAUUGCUUAUCAUCCACGCCGUUAGCACGUUAUAAGCAGUUUUAUAGAAUCCACCUGUAAAUAGAAACAAAGUGCAUAUUUAAUCAGCGAUGUUAUUCUCUUAUUCCCCUUUGUUUUGAAGGAAUGACUUGGGGUCCUAUUCAGCUCCAUUUCAUGCUCAAUUGAGAAAUGUUUUGAUGUCUCCCGUGUUUUCCGUAUUUGUAUCGCUCGAUUGUAUGGACAACCUAUUGUAUUGUUACUGUUGCACAGUAUAAAACAUCUAAAUAAAACAUUUUACACUUAUAGAAGAAGUUAGCUCCAUUAUGGUUUUGCGAUAGAAGACCAUCGGUCAGUCUGCUGCUCUGCGUGGUAUGAAUAAAGGGAAUAAUUCAAAGGGGCGGACGGAGUAAAGCGCCAGAUGUCCGUCUGACUCAACAGAUAACGGAUAACUAAGUUAAGGAGGCCAGCUCUGAUCAGCUUGGAGGAGGAGAUCUGACCCGUGAUCAAAUUAUAUUGCUGAAUACAUUCAAUUAAGAUAGAAGCCUUUAUGACUGUUUUGUACUGAUGAUUUAUCACAGGAGUAAUUGCAUUUCACUGCACCAAAAUGCAGCGGUUUUAAUGAAAGACUGAAAUAAAAAAAAAGACUUAAUUUGCCUACUACUCAA